Messenger RNA from Funneliformis geosporum, 2237 nucleotides. NCBI's taxonomy places the organism in Eukaryota, Fungi, Glomeromycota, Glomeromycetes, Glomerales, Glomeraceae. The record is from the annotation of a GenBank genome assembly.
AGAUAUGUCAAAUGAUAAAGGAUCAUUGGAAUGUCUUCCAAUUUAUUCAUUUUUCUUUCUGAAUGAAAAAGGCUCAAGCUUAUAUAACGCUUAUGUCCGAAGUGAGGUAGAAGAUAAAUUAGUUAUCAAAAUUGACCAAGAUGGUGAUCAUGCUCCCAAAUUUUCUGUUGCAGAUGAUAUUUCAGAAGUAUAUAGCCUACUUGGGAUUCAUGAAUGUAUUAAUGGCCAAAAACCUUUAAGAGCCGUGAUUGACAUAGAUGCUUUACAAAAAGAUAUGAAAAUAACUGAAAUUAAGGCGCAAGAAGUAUUCUUUCGAAUCUGCCUAUCUUUUAUAAGAGCCUUGUAUCGAAUUCUUGAUUGUAGCUGGGAGGAUAUUCUCAAUAGUUUAGUAAUCACUACAUUAUCGGACUCUAGCAAGUGUAGUUACCAUAUUUUAUACGCAUCAGCUCUUCUUAUUGAUCAUCACGAACUUAAAGCAUUUACUGAAUUAGUAUAUACUAUAACUGGAAAAAAAUUCAGCAAGUUUAUCGAUCGAAAAUUACCUGGUCAAAAUUUUAACCUUUGUCUUAUUGGUUCAGCAAAAAAAGGUCGCGUAAAGCGCAUUCUUCAAUUUUCUUUAGAUAAUGACUGGAAUGAAUUCAAUCACGUUAGGGUUGAACCGCCUUCUAGUUUAGGACUUGAAGUAAGACCUCAGAUGCUUAGUGAAGAAAAAAAUAAUAAUCUAUUAAAAAUAAUCGUAGGUCAGAAUGUAUUGCAAAAAUACGCGAAACUUGUUUUGCAAAAGCAUUCUAACUAUCUUAGGGAUUUGACUAUCGAAGAAAAGAAAGAAAUGAAGGAAAACUUCAUAUAUUUCAACCAGAAAGCUCUACUAGAAUGUAUACUACGUAAAUGUAUACAUGAAAAGGAUCAGAAGUGGUUUAGCCAUGUAUGUGCUAGCAGUAGAAAGUUCAUUGUAAAAUGCUUUCAGCAGAAUAGUGAUGAACCAGGAGAUGUUUUUGAAUGUGACCCAUCUAUUGCGGAAAAAAUUCAGCAAAAAAAUAAAAAUAUAUCUUUGGCGUCUAGCAUUCACAAGAUAAAAGGCCCAGCGACAGAUACAUAUAAGGAGAGAUAUAUAAGACCAUUAUCCAAUGAAGGCGAUAUCUAUGUAGGAUCACCUUGGAAGAUGGGAAAAACAUAUGUUCUAGAGCAUCUUACUAUAUCUGAUGAUGUGAAUUUACUAGUAUUAUCCACACGUCACUUUUACUCGAAUGCUGUUACUAUAAGACUCAAUCUCAAAUCAUAUUGUGAUAUUAAUGGUAAUAUAAAUCGACCUGAUCACAAAAGGGUAGUUUGCCAGAUAGUAAGCUUACAUCGGAUUACUAAUAAUUGUAAAUACGGUAAAAAAUGUAAAUACCCUCCAAUCCAAUAUGAUUUAUGGCUUGAUGAAAUAGUAUCUAUAAUUGCUCAAGCACAAAAUCAUCUGGCAGGUCAAACGAUAGAAAACUGGGCUAAGAAAAUGUCUUCACUAUCUUUUGAGUCUUGGAAAAGUGCUUCACUUAUUUGCCAUCUCAGAAAAGAUGUACAAGGAAUUGUUCAUGCUCUUAAGACUGAUUUUCCAGAACUACAAAUCAAGGAAUAUCAUAGUAAAUCAGAUCCUGAGGAAAAGGCUCGUGAUUUUAGCAAUGUAGAAGAAUUAUGGAAAGACUUAGACCUAAUUGCCUAUACUAGCACUCUAAAAAUAGGAGUAUUAUGUACCAAUCCUAAGUUUGAGUGGGCAUUCUGUCUUUUUAAUAGCUUCAUAGAAACAAAUGCCAGAACGAAUCAGAUGUUAUUUCAAUGCCUUUCCCAAGAACUUCAGAAUAGAGGAAUUUUUUCAGAUAUAGAUUCUAUUAUCCAGAAUAAAGAUGUGCCAACUAUUAGAUUAUGGGCAAGUAUGAUAGUUUCUGUCAUAGAAUUCAUUCCUAAACCUGAAGAUACUACAAUAUUGCUAUUCCAAACAGUGAAGGUGAAUUCUUCUAUUGUUAAAGCAGAGGAAAUAUCAGAUAUAUCUAAUGCUUUUAUUGUCAAUCAUGAGACUGCUGAAUUAUUGGAGAAUAAACCAAAGAAGACUUUAGAAGAGAUGCGUUCUUUAGACCAGUAUCAUAUUGUGGAUUGCUAUGGUAUUUCAUCUGAAUUACUAACCGAAGACUUCAUCUUAAAAUAUGGGAAUUACAAUCACAUAAAAUGGUUUAGAGCUUAUAGGCAACUACGAAAUGCUG